GUUAGGGGGUUGCACCCGCGUCCAGGAUCGGGAUUGGCACGCCAUUGUAACAACUACUUACUUUUGCAUCGUGGUCGUUCAGAGCUAGACUUGCUACCCACCCAUCCUGAUUGUAACUGUGGUACAUCGACGUGACCCAUAAUGGCUACAGACUCUUGGGCGCAGGCCGUGGACGAGCAGGAAGCCGCGGCGGAAUCGAUUAGCAGUCUUCAGAUAAAAGAGAAGCCAGAAGAAAAUGGUACCGUUACAAAUGCCACAGACUCCAGCAGCGUGGCUGCAAAAUCAGAACCUGAAGCUGAAACCAAACCCGCAGAUGAGGAUGACGAAGAGAACAAAGCGGCACAAUCACUCUUGAACAAGCUGAUACGGAAUAAUCUUGUAAACACAACAAAUCAAGUGGAAGUUCUUCAGAAGGAUCCAAACUCCCCGCUGUACUCUGUAAAGUCCUUUGAAGAACUACGGCUCAAACCGCAGCUUCUUCAGGGCGUAUAUGCCAUGGGGUUCAAUCGGCCAUCUAAAAUCCAGGAAACCGCCUUACCCAUGAUGCUGGCUGAGCCUCCACAGAACCUGAUUGCUCAGUCUCAGUCGGGAACGGGGAAAACGGCCGCCUUCGUCCUGGCGAUGCUGAGCCACGUCGACCCCAACAACAAAUAUCCCCAGUGCUUGUGUGUGUCGCCAACGUACGAACUGGCACUUCAGACCGGUAAAGUCAUCGAGCAGAUGGGCAAAUAUUAUCCAGAGGUCAAGCUAGUCUACGCCAUCAGAGGGAAUAAGCUGCAACGAGGCAUGAAACUGCAGGAACAGAUAGUUAUUGGUACACCCGGCACAAUGCUGGACUGGUGCAGUAAAUUCAAGUUUAUAGAUCCCAAGAAGAUCAGAGUGUUUGUGUUGGAUGAAGCCGACGUCAUGAUCGCCACGCAGGGACACCAGGACCAGAGCAUCCGGAUCCAGAGGAUGCUGCCCAAGAACUGCCAGAUGUUGCUCUUCUCAGCCACGUUCGAAGAGAGCGUCUGGAACUUCGCGCAGCGCAUCGUGCCCGACCCCAACAUCAUCAAGCUGAAGAGGGAGGAGGAGACGCUGGACACCAUCAAGCAGUACUUUGUGCUCUGCAACAGCAAGGAGGAGAAGUUCCAAGCCCUCUGUAACAUCUAUGGAGCCAUCACCAUCGCUCAGGCCAUGAUCUUCUGCCACACAAGGAAAACUGCAGGUUGGCUUGCAGGGGAGUUAUCCAGAGAAGGCCACCAGGUGGCGCUGCUCAGUGGAGAAAUGCAGGUGGAGCAGAGAGCCGCCGUCAUCGAACGCUUCCGAGACGGAAAGGAGAAAGUCCUGGUGACCACAAACGUCUGUGCUCGAGGCAUCGACGUGGAGCAGGUUUCUGUGGUGAUCAAUUUCGACUUGCCCGUCGACAAAGACGGUAACCCGGACAACGAGACGUACCUGCACAGGAUCGGCCGCACCGGGCGCUUCGGCAAGAGGGGACUGGCCAUCAACAUGGUGGACAGCAGGAUGAGCAUGAACAUCCUCAACAGGAUCCAGGACCACUUCAAUAAGAGAAUCGAAAGACUAGACACAGACGACCUGGACGAAAUUGAGAAAAUCGCCAACUAAAGGGGAUCCCGCGUUCAGGCGGAGAAAGCUUGACAUCCCGCCCCCCCCUCCUCACGCUCCAAGGACUCUACGCUUCGAUGACGUUUUAAGCUUUUAUUUUUUUAUUUUAGCUGUGAGAGAAAUGAGCAGAACCACACCCACAGAUCUUAUGUUUACACAUAGACAUGUCUCCUUUCAGACGAUCGUUUUUUGUAAAUCUCUGGACCGUACCCCAUUUCACCCUUUGUAUACUUCUUUUUUUUAUUUUUUUUUAUUAAUAAAGUAUGUAAGCUCAAUGCUGUGUAUGGAUCUUAAAUGUAACAGUUAUUUAUUUGAAAAACUAAAUUUUUACAACUUUUCAUUGAUCAGAUGAAACUUCAGAAGUUCCAAAUUUAAACCAAAAGAAAACGAGAAUUUAAAGGUGGAACAAAUGUUUUAACGUAGCAGAGCGCCGGUACAAAGGGUGAAGUCGGGUAUGCUGCUCCGGGUGGUUCAAAUCAUUUUUGUUUUUGAGACGGUGAGGGUUAGGAUUCAAGGGUCUAUGCAAACUUAUCAGCCUGUGAUAGAUGUUAAAUGCUAUCGUGUGUUUCUCAUAACAACUUAAUCCUGAAACGACCUUCUAGCAUCGGGGUGUGUAAAUCGGAUGCCAAAUCGGCUGCGUAGAAUACUAACUCAUUGGCAUAAAGGUGCAUCUAUGUUUAGCCACUAAUCCUUCGUCAGCCAUCAGUCCCCUCAUGUCAUAUACAUCAUUUUUUUUUUUUAUUUUUUUUAUGCCAGUACGGCCACUUAUCGGAGCGGUCCCGGCAGGCGUUCAGUCACAAGUCGUCUUCUGUUUCCUCAUCAGGCUCAUAAAAUCUCAUUUCAAGUCCAAAGCGUGACCUGCACGGUCUGGUGUGAGUUGUUUUUCUUUCACGGCCCUCGCUGUCCCAUCCUGUGUUUUUUUUUUUUUUUUUCUGAUCGCGGUCUCCACCUCAGACCACGGCACAGUUCCCAUUCCUCACCCGCACUGUGCCGCUCAAAAGGAUUGUGAGUUACAAAAUAAAUACGCAAUGCCUUCCUCAAGUGCAUUAUAUACACGCAUAGGAUUUUGAUAUGGAUAUUUUAAGACAUUGGGCUUAAUAUUCUGACUAACACUUGAAAAUUUUGAUAUAUAUAUAUUGAAUUACGGGGAGCCUUUAAUUGUGGGUGUGUGAACUAUCUUUUUGAAACCAAAUGCUGAAUUGAACUUAAGGACCUAUGCUAAUCAGACUUGCCGUGUUGCUCCAACAUGGUUGUGUGAACAGAAAACAUGUACUUUUGUACAUAUUAAAUAUAUAUGAAUAUUAAUCAGUGAAUUAUUUAGAUUUGUCGCUUCUAAGAAGUGCAAAAAAAACAACAACAUUCCUAAUGAGGUUUAAUACAGCUCCUUGCAAAAGUAUUCAUACCCCCUGAAUUUUUCAUUAACUGCAAGCGUUAAUGUAUUUUAUUGUUUUUUUUAUGUGCUAGGCCAUAGUUGUGAAGUGGAAGGAAAGCUGCAUGCCUUUCUGAAUCCCCUGAUUUAGUACUCUAGAACCUCCGUCUUACUGCAGAUACAACUCAAAGGCUUUUUUUAGGGACGUGGUUCAUCAGUUUUGCGAAUUUAAAGAUGGACAUUUUUGCCCUGCUCAGUCAGACUGGAUGGAAAGCCUCUGAUCAGUUUUCCAGUCUUCACGUAAAUUCUCAGUUGGCUUUAGGUCUAGACCAGCAGUCUGCAACCUUUAUAAUAUGGAGCUGCAAGCACUGCGUUGUUUUUUGUUUUGUUUUUUUUAAGACUAUUUGAUAAAACUAUAGAAAAUGUCAUUUUUAAGGAUGUACCAUUGUAGUUCUAUUUUUAGGUUUUAAACUAAAAGGGAAAACUUAUGCAAAAUAAAUGAUACAUUACAUUUAAUCAGAUGUUGGUAUCUGAAAAAUUAUGUAAAAAAAGUUUCCAACCUAAUGACAAGAAAAUUGGGUUAAAUAUAUUCUUGGUACUUUGUUUUUCUGUUGUGGAACUUCAAUACAAUUAUACCAUGAAAAAAAUGCUAAAACCUGUAUCUGUUGUAUCUAUUGUUUAAAAACAGUUUAGCAUGUUUAACCUAACACUAGCCACAGGUUGCAGAGCCCUGGCCCAGACUUUGACUAGGCCGUUUCUGUGCGGCUCUGGUGGUUUAGGGUCGUCGUUCUGCUGGAAAGUGGAACAUUCUUUAGUGUUUUGCAGAAGUAACGGGGGGUUGAACACAAAUGUUUUUUUGCCCCCCUUUAUUAUUUUUUUGAUUAAUUCAGGCACUAUGCACUCUCGUCCUUCCACCUUCUAAAGUGACGCUAGUUCAUGUCGGUCUAUCACCUGAAACCCUAAGACCAUGCCUUGAUGUUUGUGGUCGCAACGAGACGCAAGGCAACACGGGGUAUGAAUUGUUUUUGCAAGGCGCUGUAAAUCAGUUUACCUUGGGCGGCUGCUGGAAAAUAAAAAA
Messenger RNA from Fundulus heteroclitus (mummichog), 4055 nucleotides. It is a transcript of the gene ddx19b, whose product is annotated as DEAD/H (Asp-Glu-Ala-Asp/His) box polypeptide 19 (DBP5 homolog, yeast). Gene Ontology annotation, molecular function: RNA binding; RNA helicase activity; ATP binding. Bases 142 to 1608 code for a protein of 488 amino acids. Gene Ontology annotation, cellular component: cytoplasmic stress granule; nucleus. The transcript is spliced from 12 exons. NCBI's taxonomy places the organism in Eukaryota, Metazoa, Chordata, Actinopteri, Cyprinodontiformes, Fundulidae. The record is from RefSeq and is a predicted model, not a curated record. Gene Ontology annotation, biological process: poly(A)+ mRNA export from nucleus.